Molecule: messenger RNA, 3822 nt
Organism: Chlamydomonas reinhardtii
Lineage: Eukaryota; Viridiplantae; Chlorophyta; Chlorophyceae; Chlamydomonadales; Chlamydomonadaceae
Exons: 17
Coding region: 439-2613 (724 amino acids)
Molecular function (GO): 5'-nucleotidase activity
Source: RefSeq, a predicted model, not a curated record
AUUGUUCGUGGUGGCGAUCGUGGGUCGGCCGGGACCCGGGCACGUGUGGGCGCGUGUGUUUCGCGCGGAUCAUCCCGAUUGCGGACUCUUAUUUUCUGCGCUUAUCGUUGAAUGCCCUUGAUUCAAAGUAUACGCACCUUUACUACUGACCCUCAAGCACUUGGAGUGGGCGUUAGCGCUCGCGGAGCGCUCGGUAUCUUCUUGGCGCCAAGUUUCCUGCGUGUAGCGUUAUUAUCAUCGAACGCCUCAGUAACACAGCUGUCAACAUGAGUGGCGACUGGGCCUGUAGGGCAUAAGCGCUCCUUUUGCUAAACCCUGAUCGAUAACAAGGGGAAGCUCUUCCAGUACUUAGUCCACCCAGUCGGAGCUUUGAGCAUCAGUGUGUAUCUCGUGAUGGUUGCUGAAACCGCACAAGGAGCGCGUCAAGUGCCUUGGGCGAUGUCGGGACAUCGGGUUUGCAGUAGGCUCUUCUGGCGCCACGCGCGCCAGCUUGCGCACCAACAGCGAGCGCCAUUUACUCCUUGUAGCGUGUCGCUCACAUCGGCCUCGUCAGCGUCCACGUUUGGGCCUGCCUCGACCACCACCCAAACUCAUCGUGGCACCCAUUGGCCCUCCACAAGCAGCACCGCCCUGCGCUGCUUUGGUAGCAACGGCAGCGCUGCGGCCCCGGCGCCUCAGACUACGCAGGCGGCAACGGACGCAGCCCAUGCCGCAUUCUCCUCCGACGCCUCAAGCUCGGGUCGGGACAGCGGCUCGGUUGCACCCCAGCGGCACAUUUACGCAACCAAGGGCUACGGCAGCCACCCGCCGCCCCGGCGCGGCUCCGUGCCGCUGUGGACGGACGACGCCAUCCCGCCGCUGCCGCGGCUGCCGCUGCAGCGCCGCAUUUUUUGCAAUCGGGCGCUCAACAUGAAGCAGAUCAAGGCUGUGGGGUACGACAUGGAUUACACGCUGGCGCAGUACAAGCCGGACACGUUUGAGGGCCUGGCCCACAAGGAGACUGUGACCAAGCUAAUUGAGGUGUUCCGCUACCCGGAGGAGCUGCGGCAGCUGGACUUCCAGUGGGACUACAUGACCAAGGGGCUCAUCAUCGACAAGGAGCGCGGCAACAUGCUCAAAGUGGACCGCCACAACUACGUCAAGGUCGCUUACCACGGCUUUGAGGAGCUGUCCGCGGAGAAGCGCAAGGCCAUCUACAACUCGCACCAGAGCACGCACAGCGGCGGCGGCGGCGUGUUUGAGGAGGCGGGCGGCUACGCCAUGGUAGACACGCUGUUCUCGCUGGCGGAGGCCUACCUGUACAUGCAGCUGGUGGACAUGAAGGACGGAAGCGCGGCAGCAGCGGGGUCCAACGGCGUCAAGCCGGGCUUUGAGGCGCUGCAGCGCAAGAGCUACAAGGACCUGUACCGCGACCUGCGCACCGCCGUGGACAUGUGCCACCGCGACGGCAGCCUGAAGCGCGCCGUGGCGGCCAACCCCGAGAAGUUCAUCCACCGGGACGAGAACCUGGUGCAUGUGUUGGAGACGCAGCGGGCGGCCGGCCGCACGCUGUUCCUGGCCACCAACAGUUUGUUCGACUACACCAACGUGGUCAUGAACUUCCUGCUGCUGGGCAAGACGGGCUCGCAGAAGACCACUGACUGGCUCAAGUACUUUGAUGUGGUGAUGGUGGGGUGCGCGAAGCCCAGCUUCUUCCAGCACCGCGCGCCGCUGUUCAGCAUCGACGUCAACACGGGCAUGCUGCGCAACACGGACAACGGCGCGCCCAUCAUUCCCAUCGACGAGCAGGACAUGUCGGUGGACAUGUCGCCGUCAGACUCCCCCGUCGACACACACGCGCUGCGCAACCCCGCCCUGGCGGCGGCCACGGGCGCGGCGGCGCUGCGGCCGGGCGCGGGCGCGGGGCUGCGUGCUGCGGCGCUGGGCGGCGGCAACGUGUUCCAGGGCGGCUGGUACGGCGACCUACACAAGAUGCUGGGCGUGACGGAGGGUAGCCAGGUGUUGUACAUCGGCGACCACAUCUACGGCGACAUUGUGAAGAGCAAGAAGGACAUCGGCUGGCGCACCAUGCUUGUGGUGCCGGAGCUGGAGCUCGAGCUGGAGAAGGCGGGCCGCAGCGCGAAAAUGGCGGACGAGCUGCGGCAGCUGCGCCAGCUGCGGGAUGAGUACGACGACCGCAUCCAGCGCCUCAAGUGGAGCAUCGCGCAGGAGGCGGCGGCGGCGGCCAAUGGCGGAGCCAAGGGCCCGGAGGCGGAGGAGGCCACGCGGGACGCUCAGCAGCUGCUGGAGGCGGCGGAGGUGGACCGGGCACAGCUGAAGGCCCGGCACAGCGCGCUGCUGCGUGCGCACCACAAGCAGUUCCACCCCAUCUGGGGGCAGCUCAUGAAAACGGGACACCAGAACUCCCGGUUCGCGCACCAGAUCGAGCGCUACGCCUGCCUGUACACCAGCCACGUGUCCAACCUGGCUUUCUUCAGCCCCGACAAGAGCUGGAUGGGGCGCAUGGACGUCAUGGCGCACGAGGCGGAGGGAGAGGUGUGGGACGCCAUGGACGCGGGGCUGGACGCGGCGGGCAUGCCGCCGUCGGGCGCUGACAUGGACGUGGGCGUGUAGGUGGGCGUGUAGGUGUAGGGUUACACAGAUCUUGUAGGGGCAUAAAAGAUGCGUUGCUACGGUACAGCGGGUGAUGGAGGCCUCCUGGGCAAAACGGGGCUGUCUCAAGCCCGGGCACACGGCAUGCAGGAACAAUCUUGCGGUUUCAGGGGCAGGGAAAGGGAAAGGGGCAGGGUAGUUGCAGCUGGCAGUUUGCGGUUGGUCUGCGAGCGCGUGACGGUGGUCGUUAGGGCAGCACUCGGCGGGAGGGAAUGAGGGUUAGCAGCAUGGUUCUGCAGGGUGUGCAACAAGCGCCUGCGAGCGCAGGUAUGAUGAGAGGCUGAAGGGAAGCUGCUUCAGCCCCUUCUUGCCCAUGGUUUAGCGCACACUUAUGUCUUUUAGCAUGUCCACAACUUCUAUCUGGGAUGCGCGCCGUCUUUCCAACUUCGGCAGGCGCUAGUAGAGUGACUUAUGCAGGAGGGAGAGGGGCGUGGCUGUGUUCUGUAGUGACGCUGACAUCCGUACUGUGCUCCAGGCCGAGUGGUACGGAAGUGAAGGGCGCCAUUAAUGGCUUGUUGUUUGAUUUAUUGGAGGACGGGUGUGCUCGAGGCAGACAACUGGUUGCGCUCCAGCUCGCGUACUGACGUACGGUUAGGUUGUUGCGAUGCAGGAGAGAGAGAAGCGCAGCUGUAGUUUGUGGUGGCGCUGACACCCGCGUACAUGUGCUGCAGGCCGAGUGGAACUAAUUGUGAGUAAACGGCUUAUUAAUUGCGAACUCGAAUGAUGCCGUGCCGAGGCUUACAGCCCACACACAUUCCCACACGAAGCAACAAUGCGUUUGGUCUAUGCCUGGAACAGGCGACAAAAGGAUCGGUGUAAGGUGGCUAUCACUGAACAGACCGCCGGCGUGAUUGCAUUCCACCGUGCAGCGCCUACAGCGGAACCGUACUCGCAACAGCAUCUACAUUACAUUACACCGCAUGCAUAAAUGACAGAUGAACAGUAUCACAAGAUGAUAGGUCAGUAGACACGCUCUCGCGGCACACUCCUCACUCCUCCUACUGCUCCUCCAAAACCUUCAGGCCGCACUCCCUGAUGUGGAAGUAGAUGUUCCGCCCGCAGCCGCUGCACCGCGAAGUUCGGCCGGGCGGCCGACUGGGCACCUUCUCGAUGAUGGUCACCCCUUUGCACCCGUUAUGCACGCCUUUGCCCGUGUAAAACACCGGCUGC